Messenger RNA from Monodelphis domestica (gray short-tailed opossum), 1853 nucleotides. Lineage: Eukaryota; Metazoa; Chordata; Mammalia; Didelphimorphia; Didelphidae. The record is from RefSeq and is a predicted model, not a curated record.
GUUACUUGGAGGCUUACAUUUCCAGAAAUUGAGUUUAAAACAACCAAAGCAUUAAUGCCCAAUGAAAGAAUGAAAAAGGUUAAGAGUGGAUCUUCCAACUGUUAGGGGUAAAACUUAUGGUUUCACUCAAUAUAUUUUUAGUUGGUUGCCAGGGAUUUUAAAUUCUAAAUCCCAAUGAAAUACUCAAGUAUUUUAUGGUGUUUUAUUUACAAUAAAGUGAAGAUAUUAAGGAAGAAAGAAAGAGAAGAAAAAGAGAGAUACCAGGCAGGAGUUCAGAGACCCCAACCAAGGGGGGGGGGAGGACUAAAUCUAGCACAACUUCCAGCCAGCCUCCUCCAAGAUGAGGGGCCUCCUCAGAGGCUGGUGCCUCCAGAAAAGCCAAGGAAAGCCAUUUUGAUUAUCACCUUGAGUCAAAUUGAUCUCCCGAAACUCCUUGCUCAGGACCUUACCAGCUUUUCAUCAAGUGCUCACUAAAUAUUUUGGCAACUCUCUGGAGCAUCCUUGAUAAAUCUUUUCCAGUGAAAAAAGAAGAAUAAUUCUCAAUGAAAAUGAAAAUCAACUUCAUUCUGGGUUUGCUCUUCACUGGACUUUUUUUAACCAUAAAUGGUCUUCAUCAGCAGAAACCCCCUGCCCAAAAUCACCAAGCUAAUCUCCAGGAGUCAGAGGAGAGGAAAGCUAAAACAGAAGUUGUCAGCCGAAAUACUGAGUUUGCAUGUAAAAUGUAUCAAGAUUUGGCCAAAAGAAGCAAAGAUAAGAACAUCUUCUUCUCCCCUCUGAGUGUUUCCACAAGUUUCUCCAUGUUGACAAUGGGAGCAAAGGAUUACACUCUGUCUCAGCUAAUUGACAGUUUAAACCUAAAUAAAAUGCCCCCAAAGAAAAUAUAUCAAGGCUUCCAUUACCUCAUUCACAGUCUCAACCAACCUGGCAGAGAUCUGAAGCUUCACCUGGGCAAUGCUGUAUUCAUUGAGAAAGAGCUGAGAACCCACAAAAGCUUUUUGAAUGAUAUUAGAAAUGUGUAUGAAGCAGAUGUCAUUUCUAUGGACCUCAAGGAUCCUAAGAAAGCCAUUGGACAAAUCAACAAUUAUAUCAGCAAGGAAACCCAUGGGGAAAUUACUAACAUGGUAAAGAAUCUGGAUUCAGGCACAUCCUUGCUUCUGAUUAAUUAUAUAUACUUUCAAGCUGAAUGGGAAAAGAAGUUUAACCCAAAGGACACAGAAGAAGAUGAAUUCUUUUUGAUUGAUGGGAGGUCGGUGAAAGUCCCUAUGAUGUACCGAGGUGGCAAGUACAAAAAUGGUUAUGAUGAGGAGCUCUCCUGUAGGAUUCUAGAACUACCUUUUAAGGGAAAUGUCACAGGACUUUUCAUACUUCCAGACAAGGGAAAAUUGAAGAAUGUGGAAGAAGGACUCAAUAAGGACAAGCUGAUCCAAAUGAGUCAAUCAUUAAAACUCAGUUCUGUUGAUGUGUGUUUACCGAAGUUUUCCAUUUCUGGUACCUAUAAUAUGAAAAAGUGUCUCUCUGAUCUUGGUGUUACCCGAAUCUUUGAUGGAAGUGCUGACCUCACCAGAAUUACUCCCCAGAAGACCUUGAAAGUUAGCCAGGCUCUGCAUAAGGCUGUGUUGAAGAUGGAUGAAAAAGGAGCAGAAGCUGCUGGAGGAACUGGUGUUGAGACCCUGCCCAUGACUGUUCCUAUAUUGUUUAGACUUAAUCACCCAUUCUUACUUAUAAUUAAAGAUGAUAUAACCAAUUCUACACUCUUCAUGGGAAGAAUUAUGAACCCUACAUCCAGCAAGCAUCUCUUUGAGGCUGCGUAAGGUUUCUUGCUGCUGACAUUGAAUAAACAUAGUGAAUUGUAA